Bemisia tabaci is the source of this 754-nucleotide messenger RNA. RefSeq lists its product as uncharacterized. Lineage: Eukaryota; Metazoa; Arthropoda; Insecta; Hemiptera; Aleyrodidae. Gene Ontology annotation, molecular function: protein binding. The record is from RefSeq and is a predicted model, not a curated record.
AUGUGCAGCACAUCCGUGCGAUAUGCUUUGGUCCGAAGUGAAAUUUGUCUCCCUCCUGUCUUGGUUAGUGAUGUAACGGCUCAGGCGAGUUUCGUACCCGGGAUUGGCUACGGCGGGGUUGGGGUCGCAGGCGUCCCUCCCGUGCGACGUGGCGGUUCGACCCUGGGGCCGGCGGAAUGGGCCUGCGACUGCGCCUACUGCCCGGCGAUCGACAGACUUCGCCCGGAUUACUACCCGAUAUGCGCCGAGCGGAUGGGCCGACGAACUACCUUCGAUAGCUGGUGCCACUUUGACUGUGAGAAUCGCUGCUACGAGCACACGAAGCAACCGCACAUAUUUUUAUAUCGUGGACCCUGUAUUGCUGAACCACAAUUUCCAGGCCCGUAUCCAAUAGUGCUGGACGCUGAUCGGGACGGAAACCUUUGCAAAAUUUGCGCGGAUCAGUGUCGGAACAUUCACGAACCAGUCUGUGCGAGAGGUGCUCUCGGCCAAUAUUUACCCUUCAAAAGCCGCUGCCAUCUUAGGUGUCACAACCAAUGUCACUUUUACAGCAGUGAAGCCCAAUAUUAUCAAGUACACGAUGGAGACUGCCGUUGGAUUCAAAAGCGCUGAAAAAUGCCGGAGCACAUCAUAACUUAUUAAUGUUGAUCUCGUGAAAAGGACUUUUUUAUCAGUUUCCAUGCCUCUCAAAAGAAAGUUGGCCCAAAACUUAUGGUGUGUCUACGUUCAAAACGUCCCUUUUUAUUUGGACUGC